Messenger RNA from Sphenostylis stenocarpa, 1482 nucleotides. Lineage: Eukaryota; Viridiplantae; Streptophyta; Magnoliopsida; Fabales; Fabaceae. The record is from the annotation of a GenBank genome assembly.
AUGGAAUCGGAUCUUGGCAAGCUCUUCAUUGGGGGAAUAUCUUGGGACACUGACGAGGAACGGCUUAAGGAAUAUUUUGGGAAAUAUGGGGAGGUGAUAGAGGCUGUGAUCAUGAGGGAUCGCGUAACAGGACGUGCUCGCGGCUUUGGUUUUGUUGUCUUUGCUGAUCCUUCUGUUGCAGAAAGAGUAAUCAUGGAUAAACACAUAAUUGAUGGGCGCACAGUUGAAGCAAAGAAAGCUGUUCCAAGGGAUGAUCAGCUCAAUAUAAAUAGGCAGUCUGGUAGUGCGCAUGCAUCUCCUGUUCCUGGACGCACGAAAAAAAUCUUUGUUGGAGGUUUACCAUCAACAAUCACUGAAAGUGAUUUUAAGAAGUAUUUUGAUCAGUUUGGUACAAUUACAGAUGUUGUAGUUAUGUAUGAUCAUAAUACGCAGAGGCCAAGAGGUUUUGGCUUCAUUACCUAUGAUUCUGAAGAAGCAGUGGAUAGAGUUCUUUAUAAAACUUUUCAUGAACUCAAUGGUAAGAUGGUUGAAGUCAAGAGGGCAGUUCCGAAAGAGCUUUCCCCUGGUCCCAGCCGAAGCCCGUUGAUAGGAUAUAAUUAUGGUUUGAAUAGGGCCAGUAGCUAUCUAAACAGUUAUGCUCAGGGUUAUAGUAUGAGUCCAAUAGGAGGAUAUGGAGUCAGGAUGGACGGUAGGUUUAGUCCUCUUCCCGGUGGUAGAAGUGGAUUUACUCCCUUUGGCAACACUGGUUAUGGAAUGGGAGUGAAUUUGGAUUCAGGAUUGAGCCCAAGCUUUGGAGGGACUUCCAAUUAUGGGAGCAAUUUAGGAUAUGGUCGACUAUUUAAUCCUUUCUACAGUGGCAAUUCUGGCAGAUAUACCACUCCUAUAGGCUACAGUGGGGGUAAUGGGAGAAGUGAUUCUCUUAUGAACUCGCCUUCUCGGAAUUUAUGGGGAAAUGGGGGCCUCAAUAAUGCAAGUAAUCCUGUCAGCCCUAGCCCUUUCCUAGGAUCUGGAAGUGGAGCUUUUGGUGUUUCAAUUGGAAAUAGUGGCACAGGCUGGGGUCCAUCCAUUCCAGCCCAGGGUGGGGGUGCUGCUUCUGGCUAUGGUACUGGGAAUAAUGUUUAUGAAAGUGGAGAUAGCAGCUUUGGUCUAGGUGGGGCAGGGUAUGGGAGAAACAGCAGUUCUGGUGUGACUCCAUCCUCUACAUUUAAUGUGUCAACUGGCGGUUAUGACGGAUCCUACGGGGACUUAUACCGCGCUGGCAGUGGUUCGGUCUACAACGACUCUGCUUGGCGUUCUGCUGUGUCUGAUAUUGAUGGUUCUGGCUCAUUUGGUUAUGGUCUUGGUGGUAUAGCUUCAGAUGACCCAGUAAAGAGUUCUGAGGGUUAUAUUGGAAACUACAAUGUUACUAGUAGACAACCUAAUAGAGGUAAGACUUUAAGCUACAUUCUUGCUUCCAAAAGAAAGUCAGAGUAUUGGUUAUGA